Cynara cardunculus var. scolymus (artichoke) is the source of this 2357-nucleotide messenger RNA. Its product is annotated as CSC1-like protein At4g02900. Gene Ontology annotation, cellular component: plasma membrane. The transcript is spliced from 11 exons. NCBI's taxonomy places the organism in Eukaryota, Viridiplantae, Streptophyta, Magnoliopsida, Asterales, Asteraceae. The record is from RefSeq and is a predicted model, not a curated record. Gene Ontology annotation, molecular function: calcium-activated cation channel activity. Bases 1 to 2307 code for a protein of 768 amino acids.
AUGGCUUCUCUUUCAGAUAUUCUUGUGUCUGCUGCAAUUAAUAGUUCGUCCGCUUUACUAUUUCUUGUGGCAUUUGCAAUUCUACGGCUUCAACCCAUCAACGAUAGAGUUUACUUCCCAAAAUGGUACCUCAAGGGAAUAAGAGACAGUCCAACUAGUUCUGGAACUGCUGUAAAGAAAUAUGUCAAUGUGGAUGUCAAAAUGUACCUAAAGUUCUUGAAUUGGAUGCCUGCUGCCUUAAGAAUGCCAGAACCUGAGCUAAUUGCACAUGCAGGACUUGAUUCUGCUGUGUAUAUUCGAAUCUACCUUCUUGGCUUGAAAAUAUUUUGCCCUAUCACUUUUCUUGCAUUUGCUGUGUUGGUACCUGUCAAUUAUACUGGAGAGAAUUUCGAGCAAAUGAAAGAGACUAUGAAAGAUCUAACAUACAGUAAUAUUGACAAGCUCUCAAUAUCGAAUGUCCCUUCUGGAUCAAAAAGGUUAUUCGCGCAUAUAGUAAUGGCUUACGCCUUCACCUUUUGGACAUGCUACGCUCUUUACAACGAAUACAUGAUUGUAACAAAAAUGCGGCUGCAUUUUCUUGCUGCUGAAAGACGUCGUCCUGAUCAAUUUACCGUUCUUGUGAGAAACAUUCCUCCAGAUGAUGAUGAAUCAGUCAGUGAGCAUGUUGAACAUUUCUUCUGUGUUAAUCACCCUGAUCAUUAUCUUUUACAUCAGGUAGUGUACAAUGCAAAUGCUCUUGGGGCUAUGGUGGUAACAAAGAAGAGUUUACAAAAUUGGCUUACCUACUACACCAACAAGUUCGAGAGAAAUCCUAAUAAAAGGCCAACCACCAAGACAGGUUUCUGGGGUCUUUGGGGAAAAAAUGUCGAUGCUAUUGAUUUUUAUACGGAACAAAUCGAGACUCUAACAAAAAAAGAGGAAGCAGAAAGAGAAAGGGUGUUAAAUGACCCAAAAGCCAUUGUCCCGGCAGCAUUUGUUUCAUUCAAAUCACGAUGGGGUGCAGCUGUUUGUGCUCAAACACAGCAAUCACACAAUCCCACCAUUUGGCUCACAGAUUGGGCUCCUGAACCACGUGAUGUUUACUGGGACAAUCUUGCCAUACCAUUUGUGGAACUAAACUUCCGAAGAUUGCUCAUGGCUGUUGCUCUAUUUGGUCUUACUUUCUGUUUUAUGAUCCCUAUAGCAUUUGUUCAAACCCUGGCCAAUAUUGAGUCAAUUCAGAAAGUUUUCCCUGCUUUGAAACCUGUUAUUGAAAUGGGAUCAGUCAAGUCUUUUAUCCAAGGUUAUCUUCCUGGGAUUAUACUAAAGAUAUUUCUCAUUCUUCUUCCAACAAUUAUAAUGACCAUGUCGAAAAUUGAGGGAUAUACUGCAUUAUCAGCUUUGGAGACGCGUUCGGCUGGGAAAUAUCACUUAUUUUUAUUUGUGAAUGUGUUCCUUGGAAGCAUCAUUACAGGAACCGCUUUUCAGCAACUUAAAGAAUUCAUGAAUCAGUCCCCUGCGGAGAUUCCUAAAACUGUCGGUGUGUCGAUCCCGAUGAAAGCCACGUUCUUUAUUACAUACGUCAUGGUAGAUGGUUGGUCUGGAAUUGCUGCAGAGAUCCUCAGAUUGGUUCCGUUAAUCAUUUUUCACUUGAAAAACGCAUUUCUGGUGAAAACAGAAAAGGACCGAGAGCAGGCGAUGGACGCUGGUUCCUUGGGUUGGGCAAUAUCCGAGCCCCGGAUACAGUUGUACUUCUUGCUUGGGCUAGUGUACUCAACUGUCACCCCUUUACUCCUCCCUUUCAUUGUUGUAUUUUUCGCCUUCUCCUAUCUGGUUUUUCGCCAUCAGAUUAUCAAUGUGUACGAUCAGAAGUACGAGAGUGGUGCGACGUUUUGGCCUGAUGUUCAUCGGCGAAUAAUCAUCGGAUUGAUGAUUUCACAUAUUCUGUUCUUAGGAUUGCUGAACACGAAAAAGGCAUCUAAUGCAACACCUUUCCUGAUUCCUCUUCCUAUCCUGACAUUCUGGUUCUUUAGAGUCUGCAAGGGCCGGUUUGAAUCCGCAUUCAGACGAUUCCCACUAGUGGAUGCAAUGAGAAAAGAUACACUAGAAAGGGCGACCGAACCACAACUUAACUUGAAACUGUAUCUCCAAGAUGCAUAUGUACAUCCGGUUUUCAAGGGUGCCUGCGAGUUUGAGCGACGACCGAUGGUUGAGGAAGAAGAGGAGGAAAAUCAGCUAGUCGCAACAAGACGGGGUUUGCAUAGAGAUCAUGUACAAGGAACUCAAGAAGACACUUCUCAGGACAGAAUCGGUAUUUCCGCAGUUUGAAUUGGCUCGGUUUCUUGAUUUCCAUGAUCCUAAAUCGUUUUGAAUUUAUU